Molecule: messenger RNA, 775 nt
Organism: Herpailurus yagouaroundi (jaguarundi)
Lineage: Eukaryota; Metazoa; Chordata; Mammalia; Carnivora; Felidae
Product: KH homology domain-containing protein 1-like
Exons: 5
Cellular component (GO): cytoplasm
Molecular function (GO): RNA binding
Source: RefSeq, a predicted model, not a curated record
UAACUGGUCCUUCCUGCCGGCUGGCCUUGUGGUACCCUGGCUGUCCCCGGCUGUGGUUUAGCGUCCCCUUCCCUUCACGGGCCAGAGUGGAGAAAUGCUGACGGUAUUCCAGAGGUGCUUCGAUGUCUUAAUCGUGGCGAAAGACAUCCCGGGAUGCGGAGUACUGAUCUUCAUUAUUGGAUGGCCCUUUUACCAGUACCUUGCGAUGCUCCUGAGUACGACAAUGGCUUCUCAGCUUCGGAUCCGAAAUCGAGUCCCGUCGAGUGUGCAAAAGGAGCCAGUUCGCAUAAUGAGAACACUUACUGCUGGCUCCUUGGCUGUGCGAUCUAUAUUGGGUCGUCAUCAGAUACGGCGCCAUUGCUCGUGCCUGGGCCGCUAUCCGCAGGAAGAGAAAAUCCCACGUGGCCGGGAGGCGGGACGAGACUGCUCGCAGUCUGUCUACAGCCCGGGCAAGGAUAUGAGGACUUGCAGCAGGAAGCCAUGGUUGAUAGUAUCUGCUGAGAAAUUUUCCCUUCCAUUGGUAUUUGACAUGGAAGAGAACCAGGAGGAGUGCAUCUUUGGCCACCUUGACAUAGACCUUCACUGAAUUGAGGUGCACAGCUACACCCUCAUUCAGCUGGAAGGUUGGUUCAUAGCCACAUGCCAGACCCAUGUCGCCGUAGUUGGACUGCCUGUGGCAAGGCAGUGGCUAUGUGAUAUGAUGUGGAGCAUGGGGAGCUGGGACUCUGACUGGCAGGCUCAAGACCUUCAGAUGCUGCAGUUUGGCUGGAGCUAG